Tachysurus fulvidraco (yellow catfish) is the source of this 1017-nucleotide messenger RNA. It is a transcript of the gene ppp3r1b, whose product is annotated as protein phosphatase 3 (formerly 2B), regulatory s1ubunit B, alpha isoform, b. Lineage: Eukaryota; Metazoa; Chordata; Actinopteri; Siluriformes; Bagridae. Bases 263 to 775 code for a protein of 170 amino acids. Gene Ontology annotation, molecular function: calcium ion binding; calcium-dependent protein serine/threonine phosphatase regulator activity. The record is from RefSeq and is a predicted model, not a curated record. The transcript is spliced from 6 exons.
AGAGAGUAAGUGCCCGGAUGUUACGGCCCCCUCCCCGGCAGUGAGCUGAGCUGAAGCCGCUCCUCCUGUUCCGCGCUGCGGCUCUUCACUGCAGUGAGAUCCGUCACCGGGCCGUAACACGGACGCCUCGAGUCUCACACCCACAAGCGUUUGUUGUUGACCCCGGAAAGGCAAAACAAACCGAAGAAGUCGGAUUCGGUGCCACAAGAACAAAAAUACCACAAAAUAAUAAUAACAACUACAAUAAAAUAACGAAGACAAAAUGGGAAAUGAAGCAAGUUACCCUUUGGAGAUGUGCUCGCACUUCGACGCUGAUGAGAUUAAGAGACUAGGCAAGAGGUUUAAGAAACUCGACCUGGAUAACUCGGGCUCUCUGAGCGUGGAAGAGUUCAUGUCCUUGCCCGAGCUCCAGCAGAACCCGCUGGUCCAACGAGUCAUCGACAUAUUCGACACGGACGGGAACGGCGAGGUGGAUUUUAAAGAGUUUAUCGAGGGCGUUUCUCAGUUCAGCGUCAAAGGUGACAAGGAGCAGAAACUGCGCUUCGCGUUCCGGAUCUACGACAUGGACAAGGACGGCUACAUAUCCAACGGCGAGCUCUUCCAGGUGCUCAAGAUGAUGGUGGGCAACAACCUAAAGGACACACAGCUGCAGCAGAUUGUGGACAAGACCAUCAUCAAUGCCGACAAGGACGGAGACGGCAGGAUAUCCUUCGAGGAGUUCUGUGCGGUUGUCGGCGGUUUAGACAUUCACAAAAAGAUGGUGGUGGAUGUGUGAAUGGAUGGACGCCCCCUUUCACCAAACCUCUCUCUCUCUCUCUCUCUCUCUCUCUCCUCUCUGCCCCUCUCUUACUGUUCCUCUCUCUGAUUCUCUGUGCUCUCCUCCACAACUGAGAAUCCGCUCGCAGUGUCCAGCUCUAAAGUGCUCCCCUUCACUCUCGCUCCUCUUUCACCGUUUUUUCAUCGCUUACACCGAAGUAUUUUGUUUCGUGACCACACCGACCGAAGACCCUGAACCCU